AUGGGAUUCCCCCGUGGUUGUCACAAGUUCUACGUCUUUGGCAUCUUCGACAUCGAUCAGCAGAUGUACCUUCGUGCCGACCUCACGUUCGAUAUUUGCAAGAAGCUUGGAUGGGACCAUGCCCCAAUCAUCAAGCAUCAGACGACGCUCAAUGACUUUGCCAAAAACAUCGAUGAGCAUGAUUUGGUAGAGAUGUUGGUGCCAACUACCAAUCCGCUGGUUUGGGAACCGUAA
Messenger RNA from Anthostomella pinea, 234 nucleotides. The record is from the annotation of a GenBank genome assembly. Lineage: Eukaryota; Fungi; Ascomycota; Sordariomycetes; Xylariales; Xylariaceae.